UACAAAGCAAGAUUGGUAGCAAAAGGAUAUAGUCAAACAUAUGGCAUUGAUUAUGAUGAGACAUUUGCCCCUGUUGCAAAGAUGAGCACUGUUAGAACAUUGAUCUCCUGUGCUGCUAACUUUGAAUGGCCACUAUAUCAGUUGGAUGUUAAGAAUGCAUUCUUGCAUGGAGAUCUUCAGGAAGAAGUUUAUAUGGAAAUUCCACCUGGAUUUGAUACCGCUCAAACUAAGGGAAAGGCAUUGAAACUAAAGAAAUCUUUGUAUGGUCUAAAGCAAUCGCCAAGGGCAUGGUUUGAUCGCUUUAGGCGGGCGAUGUGUAAGAUGGGAUACAGGCAAUGCAAUGGGGACCACACUGUAUUUUAUCAUCACUGUAAUAAUCGAGUAACUAUUCUUGCAGUCUAUGUGGAUGAUAUAAUUAUUACUGGAGAUGACACUUUAGAAAUAGCUCGGCUGAAAAAGAAUCUAAGCAAAGAGUUUGAAGUCAAGGAUCUUGGACAACUUAGAUAUUUUUUGGGUAUCGAAAUAGCAAGAUCUCCUAAAGGGAUUGUUCUUUCACAACGGAAGUAUGUAUUGGAUUUGCUAAAUGAGACAGGUAUGCUUGGAUGUCGCACAGCUUCUACACCUAUCGAGCAGAACCACAAAUUAUGUGCUCAGUCUGGAGAUCCGGUGGAUAAAGAGAAAUAUCAAAGACUUGUAGGACGUUUGAUUUAUUUAUGUCAUACAAGGCCUGAUAUAACAUAUGCCGUAAGUGUGGUGAGUCGAUACAUGCAUGAUCCUAGGAGUGGGCAUAUGGAUGCAGUCUGCAGAAUCUUGCGAUAUCUGAAGAGUAAUCCUGGAAAAGGACUAUGGUUCAAGAGAAAUGAUCACCUAAAUAUUGAAGGUUACUGUGAUGCGGAUUGGGCAAGCUGUUUGGAUGAUAGAAGGUCAACAUCUGGCUAUUGUGCAUUUGUUGGAGGAAAUUUAGUAUCAUGGAGGAGCAAAAAACAACCAGUAGUGUCUCGCUCAACUGCGGAGGCAGAAUAUAGAGCCAUGUCCGUGUGUUUAAGUGAGAUGUUAUGGUUAAAGAAUUUAUUAUCUGAGUUGAAACUAGGGGGAGUUUAUCUAAAGCUCUGGUGUGAUAACAAGGCAGCGAUCAACAUUGCUAAUAACCCAGUUCAACAUGAUAGAACUAAGCAUGUGGAGAUUGAUCGCUUCUUUAUCAAGGAGCGGCUAGAUGAUGGAACACUUAAACUGAGUCAUGUAGCUUCAAGUGAGCAAGUAGCUGAUUGUUUAACAAAAGGUUUAGGAGUUAAUGAAUGUAUGUUAGCAUGUAACAAGAUGGGGAUGAUUGAUAUCUAUCGCCCAUCUUGAGGGGGAGUGUUGGGCUGUAUAUGAUUUGUAAGUUAUUGGAUUUGGCCCAAGAGGCCCAUAUAUGUAUAUGUAUAUGUACUCAGACUCAAGAGAUAGAGGGUGACUCCAGAAAAUUCUCCAAA
Molecule: messenger RNA, 1472 nt
Organism: Sorghum bicolor (sorghum)
Lineage: Eukaryota; Viridiplantae; Streptophyta; Magnoliopsida; Poales; Poaceae
Exons: 1
Coding region: 82-1350 (422 amino acids)
Source: RefSeq, a predicted model, not a curated record